This is a messenger RNA of Rhagoletis zephyria (snowberry fruit fly), 2049 nucleotides long. Its product is annotated as putative leucine-rich repeat-containing protein DDB_G0290503. NCBI's taxonomy places the organism in Eukaryota, Metazoa, Arthropoda, Insecta, Diptera, Tephritidae. The record is from RefSeq and is a predicted model, not a curated record.
AUGGUUCAGAGUACUACAGCGGCCUUGCGUUCUAAGAGCAAUAAUAUUUGCUUCGUGCUAUCCUGCAAUACCGGAGCCAAGCAAGAAGUAUCGAAUUUGCGUUUUGACUUUGACCAUCUAAAGCAAAAGUGUGCAACCCUAGAACGUGAUUCAGAUGCUAAAGACCAAAAACUUAUCCAACUCACUAAGGGCUUCCAGUUGGAACGCAGUACUAAGGAUAUCAAGAUCAAGUUUUUGCAAAAGUCGAUGUAUGUCUUGCGAGAAAAAUAUGCUAAGUUCACACCUUUGAUCUUCCUAACAAAUUUUGUUUUUGCUUAUACUAAAUUUGUAAAGAAAUCUCUUCGAUCCACUGAUAAUGGUAGAGGCAUCUAUGAUUUAAGUGAAAUCAUUAAAGAGUCAAUUAUUGCAAACUUAAAAAAUGAAAAUAUAGCUGCGGAUGAAUCGCAGAACUUAAUCGAGCUUAUCAAAUCAGAAACGCAAUGCAAGCUACUCGAAAGAAAUUUGCAAGAGCUACAACAUAAAUACGAUUCCUUGCACGAGGAACUGCUGGAGCAACGUAUACUUUCAGCGAAGGAGACUGGGCAUUGGCAAACAAUUGAGGCGCUUUUCGGGAACGGCGCGAAAGACAACAACCGAGCAAUCACCGAAGGUGAGAAUAAAGUAAAGGAAACAGAUACGAAAACAGAGGAGCAAUACUCUAGUCCGCGGCAAAAAGAUGUAGCCACCAAUACAGACGCGCCAGUACCAGCAGAACGUAAGCUAUCAGCGACGCCUGUGCUUAAGAGGAGAUCAACAGUUGAAAUGUUGGAUAAAAACCUUUCGCCAAUCGGCUCACCAAUACGACGCAUACGCAAGGCUGACGCUACAACACAAACAACAAUUGAUAGAAGUGAAACGCAUUCUAUUGAAGUGCGUGAUGGAAAUACUAAGACAUCAGACCAGCCAAUGUUCACGGAUAAAGUAGCAUUAAGUUUAGCAGCUAGGCAAUCCAUUCAAGAGCCCGAUAAAACGAGCGAAGAAUCGACAAAGGGGAUCAAGGUUAUGGAUCAACUGCUUAAUAGAGAAACCAACGACGCCAUCGUGCAAACAGCAGCUGAGCCAACGGAAUGUCAAAGCGUGCAAACCGAGACGUUAGCGGUUGGCGAACCCCAAUUACGAGAUGAAGUGCAAUCGACAGAGCUUGAAGAGCGAAUAAAAGAAAUGGGACAAAAAUUGAGUGAGCGAGAUAUUCGACUUAAAGAGAGCAAAACUGAACUUAUAACAGCUACUAAGCGUAUUGAAGAACUGCAAAGUCAAUUGGAGCUCGUCAAGUCUUCCAGCGAAACUAAGGUAGCUGCUCAAGCGGAAACUAGCCCAAAGAGCGAUAUAAUUGAGAAAACCAUACUCUCAUUCCAUACGCUGCUCAGCGAGAAGGAUAAAUCCAUUAGUAAAUAUCAAGAUCUAUUACAAACUGAACGUGAGCAAAUACAAAAUACCACCGCCAAGCUGAACAACGAAAUUGGCGAUCUCAAGAGUACGAUCACGAACUUGAAUUUCAACAUUAAAACCAAAGACAUGGAAAUACUCGAACUAAAGACACAACUGGAGAUUGCAUCUGUGCGUCGACAUUCUGCAGAAAAACUUGAACUGGCAACAGGAGCUAGCGGCGGUGGUGGUGGCGAUGAAAGCGGAGAUAACAGUUUGAAUGAGCUAACCGAUGAGAAAAUCGAAGAGAUGUUCCAGCAGGACCCCGUACAAAAUGGACGUGAGACUACAAUCGCAGCAGAUGGAGGUGAGCAAUUGGAGAAACAGGAUACCGAGUCGAUGAAAGAGCUACCAACUUUGUUGAAGCAAGUGAAAGAGCUAAAGGAUAAAGCUAGCUAUUGGGAGAAAACGUUGGCUGUUAAGGAGGAGGAGCUGAGUUUAUUGAAGGAGAAAGUAAAUCUUUACGAGGAGCGAGAAAAGUCAAUGGAGAGUGCCGUUAACCCGGAAAUGGAACAAUUGAGGCAACUACUAGAGGAAAAGGACAAACAUAUCAACGAACUUACGGAAACCCUUAACAAUUUUCAC